Molecule: messenger RNA, 804 nt
Organism: Triticum turgidum subsp. durum (durum wheat)
Lineage: Eukaryota; Viridiplantae; Streptophyta; Magnoliopsida; Poales; Poaceae
Source: the annotation of a GenBank genome assembly
AUGGAGGUGACGUUCGAGACGACGCAGGGUCGCCGAUUCACCGUCGAGAUCUGGUACUUGUCCACCGUGCGGAGGAUCAAGGAGUACAUCCUGAAGCAGGAGGGCAUCCCCGUGGAGUCCCAGCGCCUCUUCUUCCAUGGCCAGGAGCUCGAGGACGACCGCGACACCCAGCACUACCCCAUCGUGGAGGGAUCCCACGUGCUCAUCGUCCUGCCGGACGACUCCCCCACUGCCGCCGGCGCCGUCGUCCACGUCGUCGCCUCCGGGCCGGCCCUCGGCCAGGGCCGCCGCAUCGCGCUCGAACUGGACGCGUCCUGCACCAUCGCCCGCCUCAAGGAGAUGCUCCAGGAGCGCACAGACGGGGCGGUGCCGGCCACAAAGGUGAGCGUGUUCUUGGAGGAGGCGGAGAUGGAGGAUGACAAGGAGCUGGCGCAGUUCAACCCGCCGGCCGAUGGGACGGAGAUGGAGGUGCGCGUGGUCGUGCGCCAGCCGCCGCCGCCGCCGCCAGCGUGCGACAACGGGAACGGGGCGGCCAAGGUUAACAAGCCGCAGCAGCGGAUGUCUGUGGAGGUGAAGUGGGGCGCCAAGGCGGUGACGUUGGAGGUGAGCGACAUGGACGCCGUCAAGGAGCUGCGGGCGGAGCUGGGCGGCGCGGCGCCGCACCUCCUCCUGCCCGACGACGGCGCCUACUUCUUCAUCUACAAGCAGAAUGUCAUGGAGGAGGAGCGCACGCUGCGCUGGCACGACGUCAAGAGCGGCGACACCAUCGAGAUCUUCAACGGCAGGGUCACCGGAGGCGCUUGA